This is a messenger RNA of Epinephelus fuscoguttatus (brown-marbled grouper), 3512 nucleotides long. RefSeq names its product ATPase family AAA domain containing 5b (gene atad5b). Lineage: Eukaryota; Metazoa; Chordata; Actinopteri; Perciformes; Serranidae. The transcript has 14 exons. Gene Ontology annotation, molecular function: ATP hydrolysis activity; DNA clamp unloader activity; ATP binding. The record is from RefSeq and is a predicted model, not a curated record. The coding region runs from base 242 to 3457 and encodes 1071 amino acids. Gene Ontology annotation, cellular component: nucleus.
UCACAGUUUCAAAACAGCGACUGUUGAAGAGUGAAGGGCAGAAGUUUGUUGUAUUUGUUUGUAGCGUUCACAUUUGCAUACUUUAAUUAAUUCACCUAAUAUGCAAGGUUUGGUAGCCUGGUCGGUGUAAGAGAAUAUUUACGCUUCUCGCCGAAGCUACCGUCGCAAAAAUGAGGUUACUUCCUCAUUAUGUGUGACAAGCAAGCGCCAAAGCUAAAAGUCUCUCACUGCGGAGUCCUUUAUGAUGCGAAACAAACUCAGCCGGAGCAAGAAAUGUGUGAAAGAUGCUUCAUGUCCGAGCAAAGACCACUCGCGAACCGUUGACGUGAUAACGUUGGUGGUGUCAGAGUCGAGCUGCUCCAGUGAUGAAGCAUCUCCAGGAGGAGACACAGCUGUUGCUGCUGCAGGCACCUCCACCAAAGUCAAACCACUUCAGGUACAGAGGACGACUUUAUGCACAAGAAACAUUAAAAUUGCACCAAUUUUCCUUCAUGCAACACAGCACGGCAAGAGGAAACGGAGCAGUGAUGGGAAGCUACAUCAGCCUGUGGAGAAGCACCAGGAAGCAGAGCUCCCUCCUCAGACUGAAGAUGUGCAGCUGGUGAAAAGUCAGCAGCAUGUAUCAACAGUUUCUCACCUGACAGAGAGGAGGAGGUCCUGGAGAGGACAGCUGCCCCCCUCAGCUCUGCACAGCUGUCUGGAGGAAAUCCAAACAGCCAACCCAGCAUUUCCAGCCCUAACAGUGUUCAACACUUUGCAGAGGAGAGCAAGUGAAAGGCAGCAGGAUUUUGGACCAACAGCAGAAAAUCUAAGCUCCCAACAGAGCCAUUUAAAAGAGAAAAGGAAAUGGGACAGUGAAAGCUUUGAGAGGAUGCCCAAACGUCUGAGGUCCAGUCUCUCUGCAGAUGGUACUGUUGGUAUGGGACACUGUCUCAUGUCAGCACACAGUGCUCAGGAAGACACUGUCCUGACGGUCAAGAAGCAGCUCAGAAGCAACAAGCUAAGUCGUACUUACAGACUGAGGCAGCUAUGUGAGAGCCCAGCAGGCCUGGUCAACAACUGUGAUCUGAACUCUGGGUUGAUCAAUCACACAGAAUCUCAGAACAAGUCAACCACAACUUCUGACAUCAUCCAGAGAGAUUCCAGUUUCGAGGAUGUUCUCUGGACAGACAAGUACAGUCCUCUGCAUUCAAGUGAAGUAACUGGCAACUCUGCCUCUGUGAACAAACUGCAAAGUUGGUUGAAGAAAUGGAAACUGAGAGCUGGCUGUGACGAGAGGAGAAAAAUAGAGGAGAGGAAACAAGAAGAAAACAGCAGUGACUCAUGGGACUGUGGAGACUUCCAGGGUGAGGCUGGGGCAGAGGGAGACAGAGAGGAGCCGUUGUGUAACACCAUGCUGAUCACAGGACCUCCAGGUGUGGGCAAGACUGCUGCAGUGUAUGCCUGCGCUCAGGAGCUUGGCUUCAAGGUAUUUGAGGUGAACUGCUCCUCACAGCGCAGCGGCCGCCAUGUUCUGUCCCAGCUGAAGGAAGCUACCCAGUCCCACCUAGUGGAGAUAUCAGGAAAGGACCCACUGAAACCAGCUUACUUCAACAACUAUAACAUCAACAGCUGCACUCCGAAAUCUGAGACUUUACCUGGAAAAACCAUGCGCCCCAAAAAUGUUACCUCUACCUCAAAAAAGAGAGAGGCACAGAAAUACAGCCGUAAAGGAAAAGUGAAUCCAGCUGCGGUCACUUUGGCCAACUACUUUAAAAUGAAGGCCAAAGCGGAUCACUUACACUUUGGCGGUCCGUCUGCAUCGCCAUCUGAAAAACCAGUCAGCAAGAAAUUGGGCAACCCAUCACCAGGCUCUGAUCAAACAGUGCCACAGAACAAAAAGACAGCCACAUCACUCAUUCUGUUUGAAGAGGUUGAUGUCAUAUUUGAUGAUGAUGUUGGUUUCCUCGCAGCAAUCAAGACUUUCAUGACGACCACUAAGAGGCCGGUCGUUCUGACCACCAAUGAUCCCUCGUUCAAAGAGAGAUUCAACUGCAGCUUGGAGGAAAUUGUUUUCAAAAUCCCAUCAGCGGUGAACAUCUGUAGCUACCUGCAGCUGGUGGGUUUGGCUGAGAGCGUGCGACUGGACACGGAUGAUGUCAGCAGCCUCCUCACGCUAUCCAGAGGUGAUAUCCGACGCUGUCUGCUUCAGCUGCAGCUCUGGGUGCACAGCGGUGGAGGGCGGGCAUCUCAGAGUGGAGGCUCACUCCAGCCUACUUUUGUGCAGUACUCGAGUGUUACUGAAAGAGGAGACAAUGUAGACUCCCAACUUUCUCGGUGUGGCCCAGGCUGCACUGCUAGCAUGCUUGGUCUCCACCCAGCGACCCUAAACCACCUGCAAAAUCUGCUAAAGUGUCAGUUCUGGUCUGAAAUAGACAUGAUGAAGCUCCUGAGGAUCCUCGCUGAGAGCUGGAGAGGAGGUGCUCCUCUUCUGUACUCUAACCUGGAGCUUCUUCUACCUGUCGGGGCCAAGGGGACUUCAGUCCCCCUCCUUGACAAAGGGACUUGUUCUGGGUUGCAGAGUGAGCUGGCACACACUGACCUCAACCUUCAUGUCCAGCAGCAGGAAGGAUGUGUCAGUCCAAAGGUGUCAGCCACCAACAGCAAAUCUGUGAGAAAUAUCUCCAGACUUAGCAGAAGGAAAAAAUAUAUCCCAGCAGUGUCUCACACCACACCAUCUUGUGGUUUGACAAAAACCCCUCAAAGAACAUCAUUAUCAUCAGAUAGUUCCUCUUGUUCAAGAGACAAGAGUGAACAAAAUGCAGCCAAAGUGGCAACAGACUGUUUGGAUGCCUUGACAGACUUCUUUGACCUCAUGUCGUACCUUGAUUCCACAAUACCAACAGCUGCAGCGCCGCUUGUUUCAGGCUCGUGCCGACCUGAGGCGUUUGUCUGGACAGGAGCUGAGAUGAAGGAUGGUUUGUUGGAUGAGAUCAGCGAGGACGAGGAGGUGGACAGGAUUUGGAACCAGGAGAAGCUGUUGGAUAUCCAGGCUGCAGUUGAGGGCUUGGGGUGUCACAGGUGCUGUCAGCGAGUGUCCGAGGCGUGGACAGAAGCCCAGAAAUAUAGACAGGAACUUGGAGAUGCAAGAUGGGAAAAGCUGGCGGAGAGACUGACACCACCCUCCUCUUCCAGAAGACAGAGUCUCAGCUUUAGUUUUCAACCUUUGUGUCCAGUAAGUACAUCCCAGAGGAGGUAUGAACUGAGCAGGACGGUGCUCAACAGUGAAUCUUUCAGGCUUCUGGGGAACAGACGAGCUGUUAGUGUCGACUACAUGCCAAUCCUCCGCUACAUCUGUCGCUUUCAGAAAGAGCAGCAAAAAAAUGAGGAGCCAGUCAGGUGCCUGAACUACCUCAGCAGCAAACACCUGGGCCUCUCAAAGUCGACCAUUCAGCUCCUGGCAGAAGAUUUUUCAUAGAGAAAAGAACCUUACUACCUCACCUUACUCCAGUCAGUAUUUAUUUUACUGUGCG